AUGCCACCAAACGAGACACUCUUUUUGGAAUCCACGACUCGGAUUCAGAAGGACUCGAUCCACUCUUUUAUGGACUUCCAAGUCUGGGAUUUCCCGGGUCAGCUUGAGUACUUCGAGUCUGCCUUCGAUCUCGAGGAUAUAUUCGGCAGUCUGGGCGCCCUGGUUUGGGUGAUCGACGCACAAGAUGACUAUCUUGACUCGGUAGCCCGGCUCAACCGCACCAUAUUGACUGUCCAGCAGUUCUAUCCCGGCAUCAACAUCGAAGUCUUCAUUCACAAGGUCGAUGGACUGUCAGACGAGUACCGCACUGACACGUUCCAAGACAUUGUGCAGCGCAUCUCCGACGAGCUCAGUGACGCUGGAUAUGAGAAUGCGCCUGUGCACUACUAUCUGACUUCCAUUUACGAUUACUCUGUCUUUGAAGCCUUCAGCAAAGUGAUUCAGAAGCUGAUCCCCAACUUAUCUACACUUGAGAAUCUUAUCAACACUCUUGCCAACAACUGUGGAUUUGAAAAGACAUACCUCUUCGACGUGCUGAGCAAAAUUUAUAUCGCCUCUGACACCCGACCUGUUGAUAUGGCUUGCUACGAGAUGUGCUCUGAUUAUAUCGAUGUGAUUGUCGAUAUUUCCGAGUUAUACUCUUGGGAUCACCCAGUGCGCAAGCGAUUGGGUGACCAGAUCCAAGAAGCAGAAAGCCACGUCGUGUUGCAUGAUCAGACCAUGAUCCAUUUGAUGGAGAUGAACAAGUACCUCUGUCUAGUCUCGGUGAUUCGCAACCCCGAAGCCAAGGACAAGCGGGGUCUGAUUGAUAUGAACUGUCGUACUUUCCAAGAUGCCUUGAACGAAGUGUUCUCGCGCAGCUGGGAAGAAGGGUCUACGGCCCAAGCAGUAGCUUCAACAGCAAGCAAGUGA
Molecule: messenger RNA, 912 nt
Organism: Penicillium griseofulvum
Lineage: Eukaryota; Fungi; Ascomycota; Eurotiomycetes; Eurotiales; Aspergillaceae
Product: GTR/RAG family Ras-related GTP-binding protein
Exons: 3
Coding region: 1-912 (303 amino acids)
Biological process (GO): positive regulation of TOR signaling; cellular response to starvation; regulation of autophagy
Cellular component (GO): nucleus; Gtr1-Gtr2 GTPase complex; fungal-type vacuole membrane
Molecular function (GO): GTP binding; GTPase activity
Source: RefSeq, a predicted model, not a curated record